Protopolystoma xenopodis is the source of this 849-nucleotide messenger RNA. The record is from the annotation of a GenBank genome assembly. Lineage: Eukaryota; Metazoa; Platyhelminthes; Monogenea; Polystomatidea; Polystomatidae.
CAUGAACUGCGCGAACUGGAGCGUACGCUGACGCAUCAGAUCGAGUCGGCCGAGGCCAGUCGCUCUUCUGGCCGAAUUCCUUACGCCAGCGGGCCACUCGCUCGCCUAGGCAGCCAUUUGGGCCCAAAGGCUCGAGGAGCCGCUGGUUCGCCCUCAAGCGCCGGCACCGGUGCCGACGUCUUCGCUCGUGUCAACAGUCUUGGCGGUGGCAGCGGAGGCGCCUCCCUCUCGUCGACGCCCUCCCUCCCGAACGGAGCUUCGGCGACGCCGCCGGCUCCGCUCAGUCCGUCCGGUCAAGCCGGAGUCGGCUCGCCUCUGUCGACCGGUCUCGAGCUAGCCGGCAGGCCCGGCCCGGCCAGACCGGGCCGCGUCUACUUGAGAGGCGCCGCGACUCGAAUCGACAGCCUCGCUGGCGGCUCGGCAAAGGCGACUGCCGGGACGACCGCUGUUAGCGGCGGCGCCGGGGCACCGCUAGGCAGUCAGGCGGCCUCCGAGGCCAAGGAUCAGCCGCGUCUCGACGCCGACCGGUACGACGCGUCGAGAGCCACCCGGAAGCCGGGCCAAAUGGAGAUCAUUUGUCGCUCCUGCAUUGCAGGGCCUUUCGAAAAGGAGUCCGAACUGCAGGACCACAUUGACCAGUUCCACUCGAGCCAGUUGGAGUCGCGUUGGGCCCAACUACGACAGAAAGGCGAUCUGGGCGAAAUGAUCGACCCUCUGCGGACCUGUUUUCAGUGCUACCGAAUCAUGGACAAUCAAGUGGCUUUUCAGGUAGGCCGGCGGGUUCGGUUCUUUAAAUUAACUCUAAGCCAGGAAGGCUAUAUAUAUAUAUAUAUAUAUGGAUAUGGAUAG